Messenger RNA from Tuber aestivum (summer truffle), 1212 nucleotides. The record is from the annotation of a GenBank genome assembly. Lineage: Eukaryota; Fungi; Ascomycota; Pezizomycetes; Pezizales; Tuberaceae.
ACCAGCCUCCAACCUCAACUUGACGCCCAAUUAACAUCUCUCCAGUGCCUCUUGGGGCAGAGACCCUUCAAAGCGCCCGCCCGCCCUUGUUGGCGAGUAGGUCUGGCCGACAGAACCGCAGAAUCCGCCGUAACAUGGGGCUACCCUGGCUUCUCUGCCCGCACUGCGGGGAAGUACCGACCGGCCAAUCAGCUACGGGGUAACGGCAGGGGCCACUUCGGCAGAAUUAUUAAAACAAGGUGUGACGUGAUUCUGUUGAUACAUUGUCACGAACGCCAUGAAGGGUAUUCCGAAGACAUUGUCCUUGUAUCCUCGGAACAGCGCAAUACCGGUAAUUAAACAAGGCCGCGGCGCUAACGCAAUUAGAGAGGGAAGCGAAGUUGGCCUUCAACGGUACCGGUACUCGAGUAACACUCCCAGGGUUAUGGCAAGCGAUCAAGGAUCGACGCUCAAACUGGGAACUAAACAUGCGGUUUCUGCUAAGGGGCUCAACCUUACGAAACCCUAUUUUAAGGCUCUCAAUAGUAGCACUACUCGGGUAACUUACAGGAUUCAAAGACAUUCUGACAAUCGGGUCUUCCCGUGGCGCUAAACUCCCGCCUCAAGUCCGGCUAUACGAGGAGCCUAUGGUCCCAGCGGCUGGUAUCCAGGCAACUUCCACUCGUACAAACAUUAAUCCCAGUAGCCCCUAUCGGCGCACCUUUGGCUACCGAAAAGUCAGCUAGAAAGGACUGUGCCUAUCUUAAAGGCGGUAUCUUCCCCUACCAGUAGUAUAUUCUCCUAACUUGCCAAGUAGCUAGCGCAAAAGAGAUUGGACAGUCUCCCGCGGCACCCUCCAAUGGGCCCGCGUACACGGAAGAGACUUCGAGGCCAGCGGCCGCAACCUUGUCCUUUCUUCGCCGGUAAUGCAAAAUGUAAAGACUUCUAACCAGGCCAUUGACUUCACAUGUACCUCCCCCAUUCCCUCUCUGAUUGAAAUCUUCCGAUAGCUGACAGCUAGGGAUAGUUGAACCCGCAAAUGGACCCGGGAGAUAGUGGGACCGUAACUUACCGUGGUUUAGGGUGGUAGGGUUGGAUUAAAUGGGGAGGGAAAGAAGUAGUGGAGGCUAUUGUAAAGGCAAACUGAGGCCACGCUCAACACAGCAUUUACUUCAUGGACUUUUCUGCCUCGACCCAUAUAGCCUUUAUCUCGCCUUAAAACGCCCACUUGUU